Elgaria multicarinata webbii is the source of this 1980-nucleotide messenger RNA. Its product is annotated as oocyte zinc finger protein XlCOF6-like. The coding region runs from base 1 to 1980 and encodes 659 amino acids. Gene Ontology annotation, biological process: regulation of gene expression. Gene Ontology annotation, cellular component: nucleus. The record is from RefSeq and is a predicted model, not a curated record. The transcript is spliced from 3 exons. Lineage: Eukaryota; Metazoa; Chordata; Lepidosauria; Squamata; Anguidae.
AUGGACCAAACUGGUGUGAAAGAGGAAGAGAUAGAUGUCCGUGGAAGUCGCCUGUGUUUGCAAAUCGUCAGCCGGAGUUUGCCCCGGCCAGCCCAACAGACCGCAGUCUGGCAAGUCCUGCAGGAGGACGGGGGGAACAUAGAGCCUUUAGGCGACAAUAACGGAAGCAAGGUCAAGAUGGAGGAUUGUCAGUAUGGAGGAAAGGAGCCACAGGAUACGUCUGGGAAAGCAUCACAGAUGGGCCAAGCGAAUGUGAUGGAGACAGCUGAGAUGCACAAAGAAAGAUGCAAGUCCGAAGAGGGUCAGGAGACAGACACAGAGGGAAGAGAGAAGGAAUGUCAUAAAGUCACGGAAGAUCUUACAGCUGCGUUUAGUCCCCCUUCCAAAGGACGCUCAAGAGACAACAUGCCCAUGUUCUCCAAGUAUGGUAGAAGAUAUCGCUACAAGUUACAACCUGAUGUGAUAGAUACCGCGGAGGAUCUGGACGAAUGCCCCAUGACAGAUGAAAAUCUCCAGCGAAAUCCAUGCUUCGAUCAGCAUCAACGAACAAUUAAAGGAGGGUGUAAAUCUGAAUUUUCUGAGAAUGGCAACCAGGGUAAUUUGAAUCGACUUCAGAUUAACCACCCAGAAGAGAAAUCUCAAAUCCCUACUGACUGUGUACAGCACUUUAUUUAUACAAAAUCACUAAAGCAUAAUCAAGAAAUUCAAAGUGGGGGGAGGCCAUAUGAAUGUUCCCAUUGUAACAAAUGUUUCCACCAGAAAGAAGAAUUGAUGAACCAUGAGCAGCUUCAUACUGGAGAGAGGGUACGUGAAGAUCCUGAGUCAGGGGAAAUCUUCGCUAGACAUGAGAAAAUUGAUACUAGAAUGAAACCAUACGAAUGUUCUCAGUGUGGGAAGUGCUUCAGUUAUAGAGGCAGUGUGAGAAGACACCAGAGAAUUCAUUCUGGAGAGAAACCAUACAAAUGUCCUCUCUGUGGGAAAUGCUUCACAGAGGGAAGCAUGUUGAAGAAACAUCAGAGAACUCAUACUGGAGAGAAACCAUACAAAUGUUCUCAGUGUGGGAAGUGCUUCAGCGUGAACACCAAUUUCAAGAGACAUCAGAAACUUCAUUCUGGAGAGAAACCAUACAAAUGCCCUGAGUGUGGGAAAUGCUUCAUAGAGGGAAGCACGUUGAAGACACAUCAGAGAACUCAUACUGGAGAGAAACCAUACAAAUGCCCUGAGUGUGGGAAAGGCUUCAGAGAGCGAAACACGUUGAAGAGACAUCAGAGAACUCAUACUGAAGAGAAACCAUACAAAUGCCCUGAGUGUGGGAAAGGCUUCAGAGAGGGAAGCAAGCUGAAGAAACAUCAGAGAACUCAUACUGGAGAGAAACCAUACAAAUGUUCUCAGUGUGGGAAGUGCUUAAGAGAAAAAGACAAUUUCAAGAGACAUCAGAGAAUUCAUUCUGGAGAGAAACCAUACAAAUGCCCUGAGUGUGGGAAAGGCUUCAUAGACGGACGCACGUUGAAGUCACAUCAGAGAACUCAUACUGGAGAGAAACCAUACAAAUGCCCAGAGUGUGGGAAAGGCUUCAGAGAGCGCAGCACGUUGAAGACACAUCAGAGAACUCAUACUGGAGAGAAACCAUACAAAUGCCCUGAGUGUGGGAAAGGCUUCGGAGAGAGAAGCACGUUGAAGAUGCAUCAGAGAACUCAUACUGGAGAAAAACCAUACAAAUGCCCUGAGUGUGGGAAAGGCUUCAGAGAGGGAGGCACGUUGAAGACACAUCAAAGAACUCAUACUGGAGAGAAACCAUACAAAUGCCCUGAGUGUGGGAAAGGCUUCACUCAGCAAGGCGUUUUGAAGACACAUCAGAGAACUCAUACUGGGGAGAAACCAUACAAAUGUUCUCAGUGUGGGAAGUGCUUCAGCGUGAACACCAAUUUCAAGAAACAUCAGAGAAUUCAUUCUGGAGAGAAACUAUUUAUAAUGCCUUGA